AUGGUUCCCCUAGAAAUUCGCUCAACGAUAGACAACGAAGAUGAGAGACAGGAUCCAAUGCCACAAAAAGGAGGAGUAGUGGCCAAGGUUAGAAAAGCGCUCAGGAAGAAACCAACAACUGCACCUGAACCUCGCAAGCAACCACAGAGAGCUGCAAAAAAGCCUAUAGACUACGCAUCUUCUAAUUCCUCCAUCAUAAAGAGAAGCGUUUCACAAAUCAGCAAGUCGGUGAUGAUAACAAUAUGCCUGACAGCUCUUCUCAUUGAUACGGCAUCCGCAAAUGUGCUAUCCUGCUCCGAACAUGGAGUGAAAGUUAACACGACUUCGGAAUCACAAUCACAACUAUGUCUCAACUACAAGGAUUGUCUAAAAAUUUCGACGAAGAAAGGAAUAAACGAAAUAGCACUCCCGACGAAGUACCGCACAACAGAACAUCGAAUUCAAUGGCGCACCAUGAUCGGAGCAACACAGUACUCCGACACCAUUAUUUGCCCACCAAGAGACAUUUGCGACAUGAUCAAAUGCAUAGUUUGUGCAGACUUGCUUCGCAAUCCACACUGCGCCCCCAACACUACGAUAGCAAUCACAGCAGUUUGCGCAUACCUUAUGAUGCUGCUCAUCUGGCUCACUUGCUGCACUGGACUUCGAGGAAAACAGCUUCUGUGCCGAACUAACGCGAACGACAUACCAACAGAAAAUCACGUUCCUUCUGCGAAUGAUCGACUUUCCGAACUGCUAGGAAGACAGUCCCGAUCCCUACGAAUCCAAUCGAAGAUGAUCACGUUUGUGGCUGUUGCAGAACACCGUCUGCACAAGGACCACAACACACUCAUCUGCCGCUACACGAUCGAAAACAGAAUAACUCUGAGUGAGCGCCGACCUCAAGCCUGCUUCAGGAUUCAACAUGAUAACAAGACAGUUGGCAGCUUGGAGAUACAACUUCAACACGUCGUACUCCAGUGCAAUCCCGUAGUCUUGUUCUACACCAGAGAUGCCGUGAUAGUGACCGAGUCAGCAAAACGAUGCCAUUUCUCUGGAUCAUGCUCAUCUAACACAUGUGCUCACACAAGCCAGCGAUCCUACAUACCAGAACUUCACAACACCUACGAAUUUCCUGGAUACUCAAGGUGCACCUCGUCAUGUGGAAGCAUCGGAUGUGGCUGCCUUCUACCUCUACCUGGAUGUCUCUUCUCCCGCUCAUACGGAAAACCGCAAAGUGAAACAAUUUACCAAGUGUUCCACUGUCCAACUUGGGAAGAAUCAGCAAUCAUCAAUACACUUACACAAACCACUCAUACUCAAAAGGACGCUAACCUAACAUUGGAAUUUGUGACAACGCCGACGAUUCCGCUGCUGAGCUCUGUGUUUUUACAAGCAGUCAACACCACCAAAGCGGAGACUGCCUUGGUCGACAAAGACGACGUAUUUGCUCUCAGAUGUCCAACGAUGGAAAGCUCGCAAAACCUCUCACUUUGCCAUGUAGAAGACACUUGCAAGUGCUACCCGACGGAUGACCAAGCUAACUGUAUCUGCAAAAACACGAACAUAUCGGAUUUGACGACAUCGAUGGAUAGCAGACUGCCACUCUCUUCCUCAUUCUUACAUCUACAAGAAGCCCAUGCAAGAGUACUUUGUAGCCACAAAUCCAUAGUCGACGUCACUACCAGCACCACUGCGGAAUGGAAUACAGCGAGUGUCGUCAACAAUGAAGACUGCGACAUCACAGCCUCACCGAUUCAAGGAUGCUACAACUGCGUGACCGGUGCACGACUUACCUUUUCUUGUCAUUCACCGCACCCGACAAUGGUGGAGAUAACGUGCACGCAGAACACCUAUGCUGCUUUCUGCAAUGAAAACACAGUGCAGACAGUUGCUAUACUUCAAUCGACCGUCGCUAACUAUGUCGACAGAUGUUCACUGAGAUGCAGAACGAAAAGCCACGUAUUCAACAUCUCUGGUAUCCUGGCAUACCACCCACACGAAAACGGAGUACUCUUCACAAAUGCUAGCGAGGAAGCUUCGUACGUCAACGUCUACAACUACCCCGACAUUGGACACAUCAUCAGCGUCGCCCUCUCGUCAUGGAAGAUGCUCGUCGUGGCUACCAUCGCAAUCAUAGCCGCGUUAGCCUUUACCAUUUUUUGUGUCCCAAAAAUCAUAAAAUUGUCAUUAAUGUGCGUGUAA
Messenger RNA from Cylicocyclus nassatus, 2184 nucleotides. Lineage: Eukaryota; Metazoa; Nematoda; Chromadorea; Rhabditida; Strongylidae. The record is from the annotation of a GenBank genome assembly.